AAUCCAAGCAGUCUGCUCAAGUCUUACAGAGGAGUAACAGCCGAACUACUGAACUUGAAGGUCUUGCCUAUUUGGAUGAGUUCUCAGUCACCCGUCUGCUCGCACAAAAAACAAGUGAAAUGGAAAGCCACCAAUGACUGAUACGUGUUUCUUGAGAAAUGGGAAAGUAGUGUGACAGGGGCUCGCACCAAUAUGGCCGCCCACCGAAUUCGAGUGACGAACAACAACAACGUUCUUCCACGCUGCAAGUCAGAGGGAACACUCAUCGAUCUGAGCGAUGGGGUGUCUGAGCCUUGUCUCACAGAUGUCAAAGUGCCUUCUCCUAGUGCCUUACGCUUGGACACCUCAGCCUCAUUCGGUACAGCACGGGAGGUGGUCGCCAUUAAGGACUACUGUCCAUCCAGCUUCACCACGUUGAAGUUCUCCAAGGGUGACCGCCUCUACGUGCUGGACACGUCCGGAGGGGAGUGGUGGUACGCCCACAACAACACAGAGAUGGGCUACAUUCCCUCCGCCUACGUCCAGCCUGUCAACUACCGGAACUCCUCACUCAGCGACAGUGGCAUGAUAGACAAUCUCGGGGACGUCUCAGAGGAAGGAGCCAAGGAGCUGGACCUCCUUGGAGAGUGGACCGGGGUGACGCUGACGCCCUCGCUGCCUUACCACAACAACCCUUUCUCCAUUCGCUCCUCCACCAAUCCCUUCCUCAACGGCUCCAUGGAGGGACUGCUGGAUCAGAACGUCCAAGAGAGGGCCAACCAGCGCAACGCCAUGGACUUGCUGCUCUUCGACAGUUUUCCACCACCCUCCUCCGCAUCCCCAUCCACCACCAGCACCGUCGCCAUGACCCCAAAUACCAACGGACACAGCAAUAGCAUCUUCGACCUCACGCCCAUCAGCCCAAACCUGGAGGCCUUGCAAAUGCUCCGUAAAGACAACCCCUUCUUCAGGAGCAAAAGGUCCUACAGCCUGUCCGAGUUAUCCAUCUUGCAGACUCAGUCGAACGCCCCAUUGCCUUCCAAUGGGUUUUUCAGUGGCCUAAAGGCCCCAUCCCCGGAGCAGUUCCAGAGCAGGGAGGACUUCAGGACCGCGUGGUUGAAUCACCGGAAGCUGGCAAGGUCCUGCCACGACCUGGACUCGUUGGGUCAGAACCCAGGUUGGGGUCAGACGCAGCCCGUGGAGACCAACAUCAUCUGCAGGCUGGACAGCUGUGGCGGAGCGGUGCAGCUGCCCGACACCCACAUCAGCAUCCACGUCCCCGAGGGCCACGUCGCUCCCGGGGACACCCAGCAGAUAUCGAUGAAGGCCCUGCUGGAUCCGCCGCUGGAGCUGAACAACGACCGCUGCUCCACGGUGAGCCCCGUGGUGGAGAUCAAGCUGAGCAACAUGGAGGUGAAGUCCUUCAUCACGCUGGAGAUGAAAGUGUCGGUGGACGUGAAGAAGGACCGGACCCACUUGGCAGAGGUGGUGUGUGUGCGCAGCGACUUCAAGGAGGGCCCGUACGUGCCCCUGCCUCAGGCCUACAUAUACAGUGACACUGUGCAGGUCCAGCUGGAUAACCUGGAGCCCUGCAUGUACGUGGCCGUGGUGGUUCAGGCCCGAAACAUCUCCAUCAGCUCAACAGUGUGGGACCACAUGGUGAAGAAAUUGACUCUGGGUUUGUACGGGCCUAAACACAUCCACCCCUCAUUUAAAACCGUGGUGGCCAUAUUCGGCCACGACUGUGCCCCAAAGACUCUGCUCGUGAGUGAGGUCGGUAAGCAGGCCCACUCGGCUCCACCGGUAGCCCUUCAGUUAUGGGGGAAGCAUCAGUUUGUGCUGAGCAGACCCCAGGACCUGCAGAUCGGCGUGUACUCCAACAUGUGUAACUAUGAGGUGAAGGCCAACGAACAGGCCCGAGCUGUGCAGGGCUUCCAGGUGAAACUGGGGAAGGUGAGCAGGUUGAUUUACCUCAUCACGUCACGCGACGCCGACGACAUCUCCGACUUCACGCUGAGGGUGCAGGUCAAAGACAACCAGGACGGCGUCCUGGCUCAGUUCUGCGUCCAAACGCCUCAGCCGCCACCAAAGACCAACGCACGAUCCAACGGGCAGAGGAGGUUCCUGAAGAAGAAGGAGGUGGGGAAAAUCAUCCUCUCGCCUCUGGCCAUCACCACCAAAUACCCACAGUUCCAGGAGCGCUGUGUCACCAAUCUGAAAUUCGGCAAGUUGCUCAAAACAGUCAUUCGUCAGCACAAGAAUCAGUACCUGCUGGAGUACAAAAAAGGGGAUGUCAUUGCUCUGCUGAGUGAGGAGAAGAUCAAGCUGAAGGGACAACUCUGGACCAAAGAGUGGUAUAUAGGAUAUUAUCAGGGAAAGACCGGCCUCGUGCACGUCAAGAACGUUCUGGUCUUGGGAAAAGUAAAACCGAUAUACUUCUGCGGGCCGGACCUUACUACAACGAUUCUUAUGGAGCAGAUUCUGAAACCCUGCAAGUUCCUCACGUACAUCUACGCCUCCGUGCGGACUGUACUGAUGGAGAACGUGGGGAACUGGCGGGCGUUCGCCGAUGCUUUGGGAUAUGGGAACCUACCCCUGACGUACUUCUGCCGAGCAGAGCUGGACAGCGAACCCGAGAGAGUGGCCUCCGUUCUGGAGAAGCUCAAAGAGGAUUGCAACAACCUGGAGAUCAAGGAGCGGAAGUCCUUUCAGAAGGAGCUGAUGACUGCUCUGCUGAAGAUGGACUGCCAGGGCCUGGUGGCUCGGCUCAUCAUGGACUUCGUGCUUCUGACCACGGCGGUGGAGGUGGCACCGCGCUGGCGCGAGCUGGCCGACAAACUGGCCCGCGUGUCCAAGCAGCAGAUGGAUGCCUACGAGGCCCCGCAUCGGGACAAGCACGGCAUGCUGGAUGGCGAGGCGAUGUGGAAGCCGGCGUAUGACUUCCUGCUGACGUGGGCGGCCCAGAUCGGGGACAGCUACCGCGACGUGAUCCAGGAGCUGCACCUGGGCCUGGACCGCAUGAAGAGCCCCGUCACCAAACGCUGGAAGCACCUGACGGGGACGCUCAUCCUCGUCAACUGCCUGGACAUGCUCCGCAGCUCAGCCUUCUGCCCCGCCCCUCAGGAUGAUUUUGCCAUUUAAGCCACGCCCACCGUUAUACCCCUGCCCCCUUUUUAGUCAAAGCACCUCCUACUCGGACUAAAAGCUCCAACAGGCCUUGAACUCUUAACGUACUUGUUUCCUCAACCUGGCUUCUUACAUAUACUGUUACUGUUGUUCUUGUGAACCCCGUCCACCUUCCCACAGACAGCCUCAGAGUGGCUGAUUGCUGAUCCCCCCCCCCCCAAUUAAAGCCAAAACACUGAUGUGGUGUCAGCAUAGUUAUUUUUUGGAAAAUUGAAAACACAGGGGCCGUUUUUACCUGGUAAUGUCCCUAAUGCUAUUUGUAUUUUUUUAAGAAAGCAUACUAUGGCACAGCAGCAGUUUGUAGAACCACUGUACGAAUUUUCAAUGUCGGUUUUUAAAAAAGGAAGAAAAAAAAAACACUGAAACAAAACAAAACAAAAGAAAACGGUUAUAUUCAUUCUUAGUACGCAGUGUUCUUAUCUGUUGGCAUCUGCUUGUGUUCUGAGUGCAGCAUGCGAGUCCUCUCCGUAUCUCACACCACAACACGACCCACUUUUCAGUUGCCAAAAUGAUGAACCCUUAGCCUUUAAGCUAUUACCACAUUUCAGUGGAGCAUUUUACUGCAAUCCUAAAUUCAAGAUUCAACCAUGAAGAACUCACUCUCACAUGCUAAUUUCCAAUGACUCCAGUGCUCUAGUUUGUGUAAUUCUCAGAAAACCCCUCACGCUGAGUAAAAGCUGUCUUAAUUUGAACUGGCAUUCACAUGCAAAGGGUAUUAUUCUAAUUCUAAUUAAAAUUAAAAUUCUAUAGAAUACAUUUGAUUCCGUUCACACAGUGGUUAGCCAUAGCUUUAACGGUAGCUUGGCUAAAGGUAACACUCUAGGCUAAUGUUAGCCUCUGAAGAUACUCUUUCAUGUCAGCAGCACAGUGUUAAGAAAAUGAAGGUUCUCUUGUGCAUAAGGAUAAAUAUGCUACUUGUUGCCGUCUAUUUUUGAAUUCAACAGAUAUUGAUCAAUGUUUCCCCUCAACCACUGGUCCCCAUAACAACAUCAGUGGAAGGACAUCCCUCGUUAAUUCAAAAAAAAAAAAAAAAAGGCCUUGAAAAGUGAAUGAGGUUUUGGUACAUGGUGGGGAAAAGAACAUUUUGAUCCAGCUAGUGCUCUCUAUGCCAGGGUUGUGAUGGGAGAGAUGUUACACUAUUGAAAGACUUACAGAUGGCGUUACAGACAGAGUUUUGACUGUUGCCCAUGGUCACGGAAAACCUUCAAAGUGUUCAGUUGCAGUAUUAUUUCCCUUAAUGCUAUUUUACUAAUAGGACCGUUGGGAGAAUAAAUGAGUAUAAACUAUAAUGAUGUAUUUAUGAGGGUUUGUUUCUGAUAGUCGCCAUGGUUUACUAUAUGUUUCUGUUUUCAUAUCACAUUUCUUCGCCCUCGUGAAACAAGUAUUGAAGGAACAGAAAGGAAGGGUUUUGUUUUGUUUUGUUUUGUUUGUUUUUGUUUUGUUGUCUGUAGGUUCUGCUGUGUUCUCUUUUAAUCACAUGAUUUGGCAACAAUGUAAAAAAAAAAGAAAACAAGAAAAGUCAACGUUCAUUGCAAGGCUUAGCUUUCUGUAUGCGUUUCCCUCCAGUCGCGAGUGCUGUACAUGAGCUGGAUUUACGAUAUUGUUUGGUGACUGCAUCUACUAUGUCUGUGGGAAAUUUAAUGUAUAUAAUAUAUAUGGUGAGAACGGUUACUUUGUUAUGACCUUUGUGUUGCUUUUUUUGGUUGGUCUCAGAUCUGUGGCAUUUUUUUUUCCAUUUUUUUUUUUUUACUUACGAUUGGCAUACUGCUCUCGUUUGGAGAAGUUCAAUCAAACUAUUUAGCUGCUGAUUGCCUUUGUGUUCAUAGCCAGUUGUGGUGACUAAAUGACUUGAUUGAAUUCCACUAUUUUGUCUUAGUCUUUGCCAAACAUGUAGGGGAACAAGAACCAACUCUGCUGUUACAUUUUGUUCCCAUGGAUUCAAUAAAACAGCUGUCAGGUACAAAA
Molecule: messenger RNA, 5130 nt
Organism: Clupea harengus (Atlantic herring)
Lineage: Eukaryota; Metazoa; Chordata; Actinopteri; Clupeiformes; Clupeidae
Gene: sh3bp4a
Product: SH3-domain binding protein 4a
Cellular component (GO): cytoplasm
Molecular function (GO): protein binding
Source: RefSeq, a predicted model, not a curated record